AGCCAGGAAGCCCGGGCCGCGCCCGCUAUCCCUCCCACUGCCCCUGCCCGCUGCCCCUGCCCGCUGUCCCUGCCUGCUGCCCGCUGCCCCUGCCCGCUGCCCGCUCUCCCUGCCCGCUGCCCCGGCCCGCUGCCCCGCCCGCCAAUCCAGCUCGCCAACAGACCUCGGGAGCUGCCGCGAUGGAGAUGCUGGCGGUCCCUGGGGGUCCGGAGGCUGCCACGGGCCCGGGCGCAGUGCCCAGGAGCAGCCGGAGCACGCGGGAGCCGGGCCUGAGGCUUCUCCUCCUGGGAAAACACGGCGCGGGGAAGAGUGCCACGGGGAACAGCAUCCUGGGCCGGGAGGCGUUUGCGUCCAGAUUCAGGGCGCAGGCGGUCACCACAGAGUGCCAGAGCGCUCACGGGACUGUGCGGGACACGGAGCUUGUGGUCAUCGACACCCCCGACCUCUUCUCCUCGAGCGUCAGCGCCGAGGCCCAGCGUGGCCACCUCGAGCGCUGCGCGGAGCUCUCAGCUCCCGGCCCCCACGCGCUGCUUCUGGUCAUCCCCAUCGGCAACUUCAAGAAAGAGGACGCGGAAACCUUCCAUCAAGCCAAGUCCAGGUUUGGACGGGAGACCGGGAAGCAUAGCAUCGUGGUCUUCACCAGGAAGGAUGAGUUGGGGGAGGACUCCCUGGAUGAGCUCGUGGAGAGCGACGAGGCCCUAACGGCGCUGGUGCAGGACUGCGGGGGCCGGUACUGCGCUAUCGACAACAAGGCCUCGGGGGCGGAGAGGGACGCGCAGGUGUCCAAGCUCCUCUGGAAGAUAAAGGGUCUGGUGGACCAGAACGGAGAACAGCCCUAUUGCCUGGACCUCGGAAACGAGCACAGUGAAUUGCAGGAUACUAUGAAUGAAAGACAUGACAAUUCACGUGAUGCCCUGAGCCUUGUCCUUGUGGGGAGGGGCGGGACUGGGAAGAGCGCAACUGGAAACACCAUCCUUGGGAGGCCGGAGUUCCCCUCACACCUCAGUGCUCAGUUGGUUACCAAGACCUGCCAGAGCAGCAAGAAGAAGUGGGGGGGGCAGGAAGUGGUGGUUGUGGACACACCCUCAUUCCUCCUGGCACCCAGCGACUCAGAGGAUCCAUCCCAGCUAGAAGAGGAGGUCAAACGCUGUUUUCACUUCUGUGAUGUGAAAAAGAUUCUCUUUGUCCUGGUGUUCCAGUUGGGAAUGUUCAUUCAAGUGGAUCAAAGUGUUUUGUUGCAGUUAGAGAACAUCUUUGGAAAGAAAGUUAAGAAAUACACAAUUGUGCUGUUCACCCGGGAGGAAGAUCUAGGGGGUGACAGCAUCAAAGAUUACAUUAAGAGUGUAGAUUGCAAAGCUCUUAAGAAGACUGUUGAAGAGUGUGGAGGGCGAGCUUGUGCCUUUAAUAACAGAAAGUCAGGUGAAUCUGGGAAAACCCAGGUGAUAGCUCUGCUGAAAAUGGCCAAUACAGUGAUAGAGAACAAUGAUGGGCAUGGAUAUCCUUUUGAUUUGGAAAAGGUCAUCAAGAAAAUUAAACUCAUGAGAAGUUCUCAGGAUAAGUCCAGAUGGAAAGAUAAGAAACAGAAUUAGGUCAUAAGUAUGUAAGACCUUCAAGAGCUGUAAUCAGCGAUCCACUGAGCACGUCCAGGAGUGAUCCCAGAGCAUAGCCAGGUGGGACUCCUGAUCAUCCCACACCUAAUCAGUUACCAGGGGCUGGAGAUAUCACGCAAUGGGUUGGGCACAUGUUUGUGGGUAGCAGGCAAGUUUCAAUACCUGCCACCACGUGGUUUCUAGAGCAUCCUGAGCACCAUGGUUGUAGCCACCCCAAAUAAAGAAGCAAGAAAACAAACAAACAAAAGCAAAGUUCCCAAAGGUGUCUAGUAUAGCCAGGGCCUCUUUAAUUUAGAGACACUCAGGCUGGGGGCAGGCAUGGUAGAAUGUAGCGAAAGGAAGAGGGCCUAUGACUUGGAGAGUUUGAGAGGUAAACACCCACCUUCUCAUUCCCCUUCUGCUUGUUGGGGGGUUAUAAAUGAGCAGGCUGGGGCAGAUAGUAGGGGGUUAGAAAGGAAGGAAGAAAGAAGGUCGAAAAAUCAGGAAAAAUGUUUUAGAGACUAGGCUAUAUAGACGUAUGUUUAUAUAAUUGAAAAAUCAGUCUUCUGUUUGUGGUGUUUGGGUUAUACUUGUGGUGUUCAGAACUUAUUCCUGGAUCUGUAUUUAGGGAUCACACCUGACAGUGCUCAGGUGACCAUAAUGGUUCUGGGAAUCAAACCCCGGGCAGGUGCCUGCAUUUAAGACAAGUGCCUUACACUCUGGCCAUCUCUCUAGCCUUAAAUUUUAAUUUUUCUUGCAGUUUAGGUAACAGUGAUAAUAGUGUUAAUGUUUAUAGUUUUGAUGUACAAAACACCUCACCAAUACCAAAGUGCCUAGAACUCUUCACCACUCUCCUUAUGAUAUUUCUAGUCUCUUUCUCUCUCUUUCCCUGCUCACUCCACUGCUUGGUAAUCUCAGUUUUAUAAUCUGAGUUCAAGGGUUUGUCAUCAAAAACACUGCAAGAGUCACAAUUAUGUGGGCAGGUUGGAAUCAGUAGACACCAUGAGGUUGGCAAAGGGUCAAAGGACAAGAUAUUUGCAUAGAACCAGGGGAAGCCAUUUAUAAAUGCUUGAAAGUAGCCCACGCCCAUCUAGGAGCUGAGAGUGACAGCUGGAAGGAGCCUGACUCCCGUGGCCAUUCUAUUACCCAGGGCUAGUGGCCACUGGCCUCAGGCAGGCGCAGGACCAUGUUGCUCUUGUGGCUGCUCCUCAGUGCCCUUCUUAUUCCAAGCCCGAGGGGAAAGUGGGGUCCAACCUGCUUUUUGUGUUAAGGAAAAAGGAAUCUGUGAGGAUUCAAAAGAUUCUGUUGCUAAUCAACACCAUGAAUGUACUAGGGAAAAAAAUCAGAAUAUGGUAAAAUUGCCCAGAUUAGAUGCAUACGCAAAAAAACUCUAAGUCUUCUGGAAAAAUAAAAUAAAAUCGUUCCUCUACACUGUCUCUUUCUUUUAAAAAAAUCCCUGAGAAUCAGAAAUUAGGUCAUGACUCAGAGAACUCAAGUAAUGACGGGUGGCCUCCUCAGGAGCUCAUGUAAGGGAGCCCAGGAUGAGGUGGUCAGGGGCGGGUUGGCCCUGGGCUCCCAGCUCUGUCCUGUCUCCAUGCUGAAGGAGACUGCGUGGAGAGCACCUCCAGGUGGGGUGUGGAAGAGGGAAUCUUGGAAUCUUCUCCCAAGAUGGAGUGUUCUCUGUGUGAACACUUUACACAUGGUUUGAGAACAGGAUCUAUGUCAUCUGCUUCUUUCUGGGAGAAUCUAUCAAGUUCCCUUCAAGAUUAAACCAGUUGUAAGAAUAUGUAGUUCCCGGGGGCGGUACAGGCACGCCUUAGGCCCAGAUAAGAUCUGGAGCUGCUGCUCGCAAAACAGACCCUCUGUUGUUCUGAAAGACCAUAUGAUCCAAGAGGUCUUUUAACCCAUUUUGGCACCUAGAGCGGCUUCUUACAGAAAUGCAUCCAGACUGUGAACUGAACUAAAAUAUCAGAAAUCCAAAACCGCGGAAUCUUCAUUCUCAGCAAUGAAAAGAAAUUAUUAAAUGAUGCCUUUUCAGCAGGCCUGAUUGUUGGGGGGAAAUUCCAAACAAUAAUAAUGAGUUCUCUAUUGAAAUAUUGAAUGUAUUCAAAGUAUAGAGAGAAUAAAGUGAAGA
Sorex araneus (European shrew) is the source of this 3723-nucleotide messenger RNA. Its product is annotated as GTPase IMAP family member 8-like. The coding region runs from base 180 to 1589 and encodes 469 amino acids. The record is from RefSeq and is a predicted model, not a curated record. NCBI's taxonomy places the organism in Eukaryota, Metazoa, Chordata, Mammalia, Eulipotyphla, Soricidae. Gene Ontology annotation, cellular component: endoplasmic reticulum. The transcript has 4 exons. Gene Ontology annotation, molecular function: GTP binding.